Aspergillus sclerotioniger CBS 115572 is the source of this 3221-nucleotide messenger RNA. RefSeq names its product acetyl-CoA synthetase-like protein. The transcript is spliced from 3 exons. Bases 1 to 3168 code for a protein of 1055 amino acids. The record is from RefSeq and is a predicted model, not a curated record. Lineage: Eukaryota; Fungi; Ascomycota; Eurotiomycetes; Eurotiales; Aspergillaceae.
AUGAACGUCUUUGGCACGACCGUAGAUCCAACUUCCAACCCCCUCCUCGGUGGGGAGUGCGGCAAGCGCCUCAUACCCCAUGUUAUCGACGCAACGGCCCGGGAAACCCCGGAUGUCGAGUGUCUGUCAGUUCCCCGGACCAACAACCCCCGCGAUGGGUGGAAGCCCGUGAGCUGGGCUCAGGUCGCCCACGCAGUCGACUAUGUGGCUCAUAUGCUACUCAACCAAGCCGGUCACCCCGCCCCUGGCACAUUUCCCACCGUCGCCUACAUUGGUCUAGAAGACCCGCGGUACCCUAUCUUCAUAGUUGGCGCCGUGAAGGCUGGCUACCAGGCUCUUUUCAUCUCGCCACGCAACUCUGUCGAGGCACAGCUGAACCUCUUCAACAAGACUCAAUGCAACCUUCUCUACUAUGAUCCGCAAUAUGCCUUCGCAGUUCAGCCCUGGGUCAACGGCAGGCCAGGCAUGAAGAGCGUUCCAAUCACCCAGUGGGAUGACUGGGUGAAUGCCGAAGGAGUCACACCAUUCCCUUACACCAAGACUUUUGAAGAGGCUGAAUGGGAUCCGUACGUCGUGUUGCACACGAGCGGCAGCACCGGGCUUCCCAAGCCGAUUAUCAUCCGACAGGGCAUGCUCGCGUUGAACGAUUUGCAUCGCUAUAUUCCGCCGCUCAAUGGAAAUCGAACUUUGAUGCCCACAUGGUCCAGCUUUCCUAACCCGCGGUACCUCGUGAUCUUUCCUCUCUUCCAUACCGCCGGCAUUAUGACUUCCAGCUUGUUCGCAUUCUACUAUAACACUCCCAUUGCCUUUCGCGAUCCCUCCGUCCCCAUCACCGCCGAGAACGUGAUCGACUGGUUGCAAAACUCGAACCCGGGCUGGACUCUGAUGCCACCGAGCACCCUGGAGCAGAUGUCGCGCUUACCACAGGGAGUGGAGGAGCUGAAGAAGCUGCAUGCGGUGGGAUUUGCGGGAGGCUCCAUAGCUCCAGCCCCGGCCAGCCAUCUGCUAAGUCAUGGUAUUCAGAUGGUCAACGCCAUUGCUACGACUGAGUAUAUUUUCUUUCCAUAUUACUCUCAACCGGAUUCUGCCAUGUUUUCAUGGUUCAUCAUUCCCACGGAGAUGAUGGGCAUAGAAUGGCGCCCAUUCGGCGACAACGCGUACGAACAAGUCAUCAUCCGCCAGAACAAGCAGCACCCAGGGCAGCAGGGCUGCUUCUACACCUUCCCUGAAGUGGCCGAGUACAGUACAAAGGACCUGUACCGGCCGCACCCGACUCUGCCCGAUCACUGGACAUACGUUGGCCGUGCCGACGACAUCAUCGUCUUCUCGACGGGCGAGAAGCUCAAUCCGACGACCAUCGAGGGCGCUGUCAUGGGUCACCCGGGAGUUCUCGGUGCGCAAGUCGUCGGCACCAAUCACUUUCAUGCUGCCCUGCUGAUCGAACCGGUUCAGCAUCCCCAGACUGAAGCAGAAAAACAACAAUUCGUCGAUGAUAUCUGGCCUAUUGUGGAGAAGGUCAACGCGGAAACAGUAGCCCAUGGACGUAUCCCGCGGGAAUACAUUUUUUUGACGGACCCGACAAGACCCUUCCCUCGCGCCGGAAAGGGCACGAUUCAGCGUGCGAUGGUUGGUAAAGUCUACGCGGACGACAUUGAACGGAUCUUCGAAACCAGCCGCGAUGUGCCAUCCACGGCGGUGCACCUCGACCUCACAUCACUAGUGACAUUUGGAACCGGGAUGCACACCCUGGUACAAAGCGUGGUCAAGAUACCGAUCUUAGGUAUGGACGAUGAUAUGUUCUCCGCAGGCGUCGAUUCGCUACAAGUCAUACAGAUCGCGCGACUGCUGCGCGUCAGCCUAGACAAAGCCGGCAUCAAAGUGUUCAUAGAGCCACGCACCAUUUACACCCAUCCUAACCUCACGCAGCUGGCGGCGUUUGUCUACUCUCUGGCCGUAUCCGACGCCGCAGUCGUGGCCGACGCCACAGAAGCCUGCCGUGCCCUAGUCGCCAAAUACACCCACAGCCUUCCCCCACCCAUUCCCAACAAGCCCGCCCCUUCGACCGACGGCCAAGUCAUCAUCAUCACCGGCACCACCGGUGCCAUAGGCUCAUACUUGCUUGACGCAGCCCUGGCGAGUCCCCGUGUCCGCAAGGUCAUCUGCUUCAACCGCGCCGCCGAUGGCCAGGCCCGACAGACCGAGGCCAGUGCAUCCCGGGGCUUGUCGACCGACUUCACCAAGGCUGAAGUCCUUCAAGUCGACCUAACCAACCCAUCCUUUGGCCUUGAUUCUGAUACCUACACCCGCCUUGCGGGCGAAGUAGACCGGAUCAUCCACAACGCAUGGCCCGUCAACUUCAACCUCACCAUCACAUCCUUCGAACCACACCUUCGCGGAACACGAAACCUAGUCGAUUUUAGCGCGCAAGCCCGCAAAACGAUCCCCAUCACCUUCGUCUCCAGCGUCAGCACAAUAGAGAACUGGUCAGCUCCAGAGACACCCAUUCCCGAAACAGCACUCUCAGACUGGUCUCUCGCAGCAACAGGGUACGGCCAGUCCAAGCUGGCCAGCAGCAUGAUUCUCGAUGCCGCAGCAAUAGAAUCAGAUGUUCCGCGCGCUAUUGUCCGUGUAGGCCAGGUCGGUGGCCCGCGUGGUCAGCAUGGUCAAUGGAACCCGCAGGAGUGGCUGCCCAGUCUGGUCCGCAGCUCGGUUUACCUUGGUAUGCUGCCCGAUUCGCUCGGUGCGUUGGGUCAUCUUGGUUGGGCCCCGAUUGAGGAUGUUGCUGCUGUGGUGUUGGAGACGUCUGCGGUGACGAUCGAUGUGCCGGUGGAUGAGCGCAACGGGUACUUUCAUGCGCUGAAUCCGACCCCGGUAGACUGGGCGGGGCUGGUGCCGACUUUGCGUGAGUUCUAUGGUGAGAGGAUCACCCGUGUGGUAUCGUUGGGUGAGUGGGUUGAUGCACUUGAUAAGAGCCAGUCAAGGCCAGAGGACGUGGAGAGGAAUCCUGCUGUCAAGUUGUUGGAUACGUAUCGAGCUGCUGCGAAGGAUGCUGGAGCGGGGUUCGUGUUUGCGACGGAGCAGACGGAGAUGUGUAGUCCUACGAUGAGGCGGAUGGAGCCAGUUUCGCCUGAGUUGAUGAGGCAUUGGUGUGGACAGUGGGUUUUUUGAGUGAAGAGCUGUACUAGGAAUGGCUGAGAUGAAGUAUUGCAACAGCAUCGAGG